Molecule: messenger RNA, 1656 nt
Organism: Closterium sp. Yama58-4
Lineage: Eukaryota; Viridiplantae; Streptophyta; Zygnematophyceae; Desmidiales; Closteriaceae
Source: the annotation of a GenBank genome assembly
AUGGCAGGAGCCGGGCCACGUACUGGCUGGUGUGCUGCCGUUCCCGCCAGAGUGGGCCUCAUCCACCGAGAAGACGCGCAUCUUCCAGCAGUGCAUGGAGGUCAUAUUCGAGCCCCUACUCCGCGCACACAGAGGGGCCGAAUUGUGAUGGUUUUAUGUGACGGACGCGACGGGCAAGGUGGUGAAGGCCUUUCCCUGCUUUUCGGGCAGCUGGGGGACUUCCCAGAGUCGUCUCGAUCUACAGCGACUCUGCAGCAAGGGUCACAUCGGCCGUGUUCUACCUGCUACAUGAAGGAGACACAUCUGGCAAACCUGUCGCAUAAGUCGGUGACGCGGACGGUGGAGCUACAGAGACGGGUCGUGGAAGCAAUUCAGUCGGCAACCGACAGCAAGGUGGCGGAGAAAAUCAAGAAACAAUGGCGGCGCAAGGAACAGAAGAAGGACACGCGCGCAAGCGUAUUGCGCAUCCUGGGGGGGACCACAUGGUUCAGCACAGGGGCGAACUACGCCGCUUUCGAGCACAGGGGAAUGAUGCAGGUGAUGCCCCUGCUUAUCGCAGACAACAUGGAGAAGAGCAAGCAGCCGGCUAAGGCGAAACGGGAACGGGAGGUGGCGGCGUUUGUGGCGUACGCCAGCUUCUACAAGGCGCUGGUGGGCGUGACAAAGCAUACCGAGAAGAUGGUGGCGGCGAUCAAGGCCGCAUUCCCUGACCAGACGUCGGACUGGAACAUCCCUAAGGUGCACCAGAUUGUGCACCUGAUUGACGGCAUACCACUGCGUGGUAUGCCGAACGAGACAUCCACCAACCUGUGGGAGCACACGCACAAGGGGACCGUGAAGGUGCCGGUCCGUGGCAGCAACUGGCACGACAUCCCGCGCCGAAUUGUCGAGGAGGAGGUGCAGCGCGAGAUUGCACGGGAGGUGGCGGCGGAAGCGGGUGGAAACAGGCAGUAUGUGACGGCGCUGCACGAGGCAGUGCGGCGCAUGAAGCCAGUCCUGACGAAGACUUCAAAGAGGGCGCACGUGGACGAAGACUUGGACGCGGUGAUGUGGGCGUACCGCGCAGCUCACGGGUCAGACAUGGACGCACUUGCCAGAUGCAUGGUGGCGGCAGGCAUCCACACCACCACCAUAGAGGUGGGAAAUGUCGUUCGAGAAGGUGGCUGGGUGAUGGGAGCACACGCACAAGGGGACCGUGAAGGUGCCGGUCCGUGGCAGCAACUGGCACGACAUCCCGCGCCGAAUUGUCGAGGAGGAGGUGCAGCGCGAGAUUGCACGGGAGGUGGCGGCGGAAGCGGGUGGAAACAGGCAGUAUGUGACGGCGCUGCACGAGCUCACGGGUCAGACAUGGACGCACUCGCCAGGUGCAUGGUGGCGGCAGGCAUCCACACCACCACCAUAGAGGUGGGAAAUGUCGUUCGAGAAGGUGGCUGGGUGAUGGUUAAUAGUAGUCCUUCUGAGCAGUGGUUUUCAGACAUCGCAGUGUACCGGUCCGACAAUGAGGAGUGGUAUGCCAGGUGCCUCUGCAUCUUCCGCGCAGAGGGGGCGGAUGGGGAGAUGGGGCGACACGUGUACGUUAAGUACUACGAGGCAGAGGGCACGUGCCCGAUGACGUCAUGCCUGCAGCUGUCUCCCGGCCGUGUGAGAACAAGAUAA